GCACGUUUCCUUUUCAGCGAAAGCUGUGCAAGGCUAUGCUCACUUAUAAGAGUGAUCCGGCCCGAUCGAGGUUCCUUCACACCCCAACGCCAACACGUUUCAACAUGCGGUUUCUUCCUUCCUUCAUCUCGUCCGAGCUCGCCAACUUUCGUCAAUUUUCCUCCAUGCUCGACGAAUCCUCAAUCCAAGGCAAUGUGACCCUCCAGGCCGCCGGGCUCAUCGCUCUCGCAGACAUUUCCGCUGUCACCAUCAGAACGGCGCUUACUGGGUCAGAAUCCGUUUUUGACGUCCUUGUCAUUGCGCCAGGAAUGCACCUGCAGCAGUCAGCGGGUGAGAUAAAUCACGGUGAAUUUCCUACGACUGGCGCAAUGACCACCGGAUAUGUCUUUCGUGUUGAAAACCCAGCCACUGUGAGUUACCUGCAAAACAUUGGUAUCACAGGCCGUCUCGUCACAGCACACGUGGACCCAAGCCCGUCUUUUGACGAGAACCUAUCUGAAGAGAAUAAGCUACUCCAGUCCUUGUUCGUGGCUGGAGUUCCUGCCACUCUGCUGUACGCUCUUUGUCCCGCGUUGACGAUCGUCGUGGUCGUGUUAUUGGGUGUUGUUCGGGAUUGGUGGGCCUUGGGCAGUUUGGGAGGGUUCGUGUUGGCGAGGUUCAUUAAUAUGGUCGUUAUCAAGCGAAGGAACGAAAAGGGAUGGAAAGGGGUGCCAGAGAAGGGUCAGAACGGGGAUCUUCUUAUCUUGCUGAGUCAGGAUCGCUGGGUGCGCUUGCGGGGAACAGUGGAGGAUCUCAAAGCUGUCACAGCAGGCCAGUGGUUGCGAGAUCUGACAGCCACAGAGAGUUUUGCUGUCACGUGUGCGACCAUGUUGAUCUAUGUAUCUGCCGUUCUUGCCUUCAAUGCAUCAACGGUAGGGUGCUUGCUCAUCGCGGGGUUACUUCUGUCUACGGUCGCUCUCUUGACUCUAUGCAACUCCUCAACGCAAUGUCUGCAAAUGUGCGAUCGGAUCGUCCGAAGAGUACGAAUUUCGGACAAGUAUCCGCGUCGGAGGGUGAUGGCGGACCAAUUGGUUGCAGAAACGGGCCGAAAGGACUGGGCCGUUGGUAUGGGACUGAUACUUCCUGAUCCUGGGGAGAGAGGCGCGGUCAAUGUUUGAUAUGUUUUAGCACGGAGAUGCACACCAAACCCAGAUUGCUAUUGUACGCAUAACUGCGGCGUCCACCAAUUCGUGGUUAGUUGAUGCAAUGACAUCAGUGAUGUCCUGCUGUGCUCGUCGUUACUUUGAUCCUAUUUCCUGUUUCGUCGAUGUAGGUUUGGAAAGGAUCUUCACUCUGUAUGCCAUCAUCCUAUGCUUCUCCUGUUCCAUCCGGGCGUUUAGUGAUACCCAGACUUUUGUAUUAGCUAGCCCCAUAUAUCUUUUCUUCUAUGUUGUAUGCUAAACAUUGAAGUCCGGUGAUUUUAGUAGUCA
Desarmillaria tabescens is the source of this 1469-nucleotide messenger RNA. RefSeq lists its product as uncharacterized. The transcript is spliced from 2 exons. The coding region runs from base 36 to 1157 and encodes 373 amino acids. The record is from RefSeq and is a predicted model, not a curated record. NCBI's taxonomy places the organism in Eukaryota, Fungi, Basidiomycota, Agaricomycetes, Agaricales, Physalacriaceae.